AUGAUCCAUUCCAGUAAUGCGUCUUAUCUGUUGUACUAUGGUAAUGGUAUCCUAGUUCUUCUGACUCCUCUUCAGGGUCUUAAUAGUUCGCAGCUAGAAAAAGAGAUUGCCGAUGAUCGAUCUCUCAGCAACGAACGUUAUUUCGGUUUGGUGAAUUUUGGAAACACAUGUUAUUGCAAUUCAGUUCUUCAGGCGUUGUUUUUCUGCAAACCUUUCCGUGAUCGGGUCCUUCAAUACAGACAAAGUCGUACGCAAAAGAAAGAAACACUGUUGAGUUGCCUGGCAGAUUUAUUUCAUGCCAUCACAACUCAGAAAAAGAGUGUGGGUCAGAUAGCACCUAAAAAGUUCAUCAAUAAGCUGAAACGGGAGAAUGGCGCGUUCGAUAAUUAUCUUCAACAAGAUGCUCAUGAAUUUCUCAUCUAUAUCCUGAACGAGAUAGCCGAUAUCCUACAAGGUAAGGCGACUGAACAAUCCUCGGGAGCAUCACAUUCUCCAAACCACAGUGAUAGUCAGCUGAAGAACGAGGAUGUGAACGGAGAACGUUCUCACAACUGGAUUCAGGAGAUCUUUCAAGGUUGUCUGACCAACGAGACACGAUGUCUCACUUGCGAAAAUGUCCGCAUUAAGGAUGAACACUUUCUGGAUCUCUCUGUGGACGUGUCCCAGGAUUGGAGUAUUUUCCAUUGCCUCAAAUGCUUCUCUGACACGGAGACAAUGCAAUCCGAGAACAAGUAUUACUGCGAAUUCUGUCGGUGCAAACAAGAAGCUCAAAAACGGAUGCGAGUAAAAAAGCCGCCGUUGAUUCUCGCCCUACAUCUGAAGCGCUUUAAAUACUCAGAGGAGGUGAACAGCUUUACUAAAUUGUCCUGCCUUGUAACGGUUUCGACCGAACUGCGCCUGCCAAAUACAUCGGAUUGCGCAGCCGAUCAGAAUUGGUUGUACAAAUUGAUCGCGGUCGUGGUACACUCGGGCUCCGGACCGAAUCGUGGCCAUUAUCUGACACUGGUCAAAUCCCACGGACUGUGGCUUUUGUUUGAUGAUGAGGUGGUUGAUGUGAGUGUUCCAAUUGUUCUUUUUUCCUUUCUUCCAUUGUUAUAUUGUCCUCGAUCAGUGCGAGUGUGCCAACUAUUUUUUGAGGCUGUUUGGAGCCUGUGCACAAAUUUCAACUAG
This is a messenger RNA of Echinostoma caproni, 1170 nucleotides long. NCBI's taxonomy places the organism in Eukaryota, Metazoa, Platyhelminthes, Trematoda, Plagiorchiida, Echinostomatidae. The record is from the annotation of a GenBank genome assembly.